UAGCGUACGCGGAUUAGUUUCCGAAACCUAAAUAUUGUUUUAUGGAAUAAAAUUCAGCUAUCGAUAAAUCGUGUUUCAAAUCAAUCACCCACCCAUCAUGACGGAUUCGGACGACAGCGCCUCCCGGUUCACGGAUCUUUACAAAAACAAAUCCCGCAAGGAGCAGCAUCAAUCCGAACGCCGACGAACACUGCUCGAGGAACAGAAACGACUCCGGCAGACGGAAAUUGACAGUGCCCGGCCUGGUCUGCUGGAACUAAUCGAAGCCGAGGGUACCGAAUCUGAUUGUUCCUCGGUGGAUCUACAGCAACGGCGAUACCGUCCGAAAAUUUGGUUCAGUAAACUGUACCGCGACAAAGUGCAACUUUCCGAGUGGAUGUACGAAAAGCCGGAAGAUUUGGAAAACUGGUUCCUAGUGUCAUGCCCCGUGGGUAUCCGAUGUUUAUUGGUGAUCAGAAAGGGGCUGGCAGUGGCCUACGGCAAGAACGGACGAUCGAUUACGCGAUUUUCCACCCAGAUGGGGAAAAAGCAACGGGUGACGGUUUUGGACUGUUUCAUGACCAAGGAACGAAUUUUCUACGCAAUCGACCUACUGGUGUACAACGAGAUGGACCUGGUACAGUGCGAAUGUCAGUUUCGAUUUCUGUGGCUGAGGUCCAAACUGGAGGAGGAUAAUUUGCAGAAACGGUUCUGCACGGCGAAAGAAAAUCAUUGGAGCUUGGAACUACUACCGGUGUUUGAUUUUAAGGCAAGAGAUCAGAUUGAGGACUGCCUGGCUCGUUAUCCGAUGUUCGCGGAAGGAAGUUCUCGGUUGGAUGGAUUGCUGUUUUAUCACAAGGAGUCAAACUACAUCCACGGAAGGACACCUUUGGUUACGUGGCUGUUUCCGUUCAUGGUUCCGGAUGUCCUCGGGGAGGAAUGGGGUCAGUCCAUGAACCAUCAGUACAUGCAGAACAUUCCUAGCGAUUACCAACAGCACGGUUACCGAGCGUACAUGGACGAGUUCGAUGCGAAACUAACGAACAAACGAGCUCGAAGGAGUAACGGACGAAUAAGUCACAUGGAAGAAGGUGAUGAUGAGCACAGUACCACCGAUACGGGAGAACUGGCCAUUUGGGAGGAGAUGGACGCGGUGCCAGUGGAAGACGAGACCUACCAAGAUGAACACUGGCAGCAGAAGGACAUUAACGAAAUGAAAAGGCUUGAGAUGGAGGGCUAGAUCCGGUGCAUUUGGUCUAAGGUAGGUGUAGCAUCCAGCCGUAAGAAGAAUUAUUUAAAUAUCGAAUAUUUAUGCUCUGACUAUUACUGAAUAGGUAUAUUUUGGACGGUUGUUUCAACACUGAACUGUUAAAGAACUCCUUUGACCUAUGAUAAUCUCGAUAAUAAAACUCACAACUGCGGAAUUUAAAAGUUUCGCUAAUCGAAGAUUCGAUUC
Molecule: messenger RNA, 1435 nt
Organism: Ochlerotatus camptorhynchus
Lineage: Eukaryota; Metazoa; Arthropoda; Insecta; Diptera; Culicidae
Gene: Snup
Product: snurportin-1
Exons: 1
Coding region: 98-1219 (373 amino acids)
Biological process (GO): snRNA import into nucleus
Cellular component (GO): nucleus; cytoplasm
Source: RefSeq, a predicted model, not a curated record